Molecule: messenger RNA, 822 nt
Organism: Aspergillus clavatus NRRL 1
Lineage: Eukaryota; Fungi; Ascomycota; Eurotiomycetes; Eurotiales; Aspergillaceae
Product: putative dephospho-CoA kinase
Exons: 1
Coding region: 1-822 (273 amino acids)
Biological process (GO): coenzyme A biosynthetic process
Molecular function (GO): ATP binding; dephospho-CoA kinase activity
Source: RefSeq, a predicted model, not a curated record
AUGCUCAUAAUCGGCCUCACCGGCUCCAUCGCCACGGGCAAAUCCACCGUCUCCGCCCUCCUCUCCUCCCCACCAUACUCCCUGCCCAUCAUCGACGCCGACCUCCUCGCCCGCAAGGUCGUCGAACCAGGGACCCCCGGCUACACCGCCAUCGUCAACUACUUCGGCCCGAGCACGCCGGAUCUCCUCCUCCCCGGUCCGGAGCCCACCACCUCGAACACCGCCGCGCGCCCACUCAACCGGCCCGCGCUCGGCCGCCGCGUCUUCGGCACCAGCGAAGAGCGCAAGCGCGACCGCAUGAUCCUGAAUAAGAUCGUGCACCCGGCCGUGCGCUGGGAGAUCUACAAGGCGCUGCUGUACCACUACGUGCGCGGGCAGUGGGCGGUGGUGCUGGAUGUGCCGCUGCUGUUCGAGAGCGGGAUGGACCUGAUCUGCGGGACGGUGGUGGUGGUUGGCGUGCGGGACCCGGGGGUGCAGAUGGCGCGGCUGCGCGCGCGAGACCCGCAUUUGUCGGCGGAGGAUGCGGAGAACCGCGUGCGCAGCCAGGGCGAUGUGCAGGGCAAGGUUGCGAAGGCGGAGUUCCGGGGGACGCGGUCUGCGCGGGGGGUCAUAGUGUGGAAUGAUGGGGAUAAGGCGGAUUUGAAGGCGGAGGUGAGCAAGGCGAUGGGGACAGUUAGUGCGUCGAGUCCGCGGUGGUGGGCGUGGGUGUUGUUGUUGGCGCCGCCGUUGGGGGUCGGGGCUGCGCUAUGGAAUGUUGCGGUUAAUUUCGCGACGCAGAAGAGUUGGCAGAAGAAUGAGAAGGAGGAGAAGGCGAAGUUAUGA